AUGGUUAUUAAAAAGGUCUUUGAAGAUUUUUAUCGUGAAAACUUUUUAAUGAUAAGAGAUAGCUUUUAUAGGAAUUAGUAUUUUAGUUUUGGAUUGAUAUUGUUUUAAACCUUUUAGAUAUAGGGAAUAUUUCUUAGCGAAAAUAAUUUUGAACCAUAAAAAGAUGAAAAGAAAAGAGGAAUAAUGGAUGCAAUAAUUUGGAUUUUAAAAGCAUCAAAGUAAUUAUUGAAAUUAGAAUAUUAGAAUAUAUCCUAUAUUUCAAUCUGAAACAAACUUAAGUCAAAUAUAUUUUAUAGAUGUUUGUUUCUUAAUUAUUCUAAUUGUGAUUUCUCUUAUUAAUUUAAUUCUUGUAUUUAAAAAUAAUAGUUAACAGAAAUAAUCAAAUUAGAAAAUAAAUGGAUUAUUUUCUUUAAAAUUUUCAGAUUUCCCCAUUAAAGUAUAUAAAUUUUAUUAAUAUGUAUAGUUGUAAACUAAAUAAUAUUUUCAUGUAAAUUUUAUCAAAUACAUAACUAAUACAAUAUCAUUCUUUUUGUAAACAUAUAAAUAUGUGUUCCAUUGGAUAACAAUUUAUUGUUCAUUAAAUAUUUUUUACAGUUAUAUUGCAGAUGAUCAAUAAGCUAAUCAAAGUAAGUUCAAAUUUUAAAUUAGAUUGGAUUUAUACAUAAGGUAUAAUUGCUUCAAUAUUUGUCUUUUUAUUUUUUCUAUUCCUUGAUAUUUUUAUAAUGUUUCAUUGUUUUGAUUAUAAAUUUAAAAAUAAAGAUUAUUUAGGAAAAAAAGAAACUGGAUUAGAAUUAUUAUAAAAUAUCUACAUCUAUGCAUGCAUAAUUAUUAUAAUAUUUACUAAACAAUAAUACCCAAAUUUACAAUUAUUAUUAGGACUUUUUUGUAAUUUGUUUUUAUUACUUUUAAGUACUCUAUAAAUAUUAUUUAGAAGACAAUAAAUAAAUACUUUUUAAUCAUUUAUUUUGGGUCAAUUUAUAUUUAUUUAUAUUGCAGAAAUUUGUUAUAUUAAUAAUUUAUUUCCUAUAGAUUUUAUUAAUUUAUUGGUUUUUAUAUCAUCUCCUAUUAUAAUAGGAGUAUAAUUAAUUAUUAGAAGAGAAUAACUUAAAUAUCAUUUUGCUGUAAAUCUUAAGGAUUCAAAAAAUCUAGAAUAAAAAUUAAGAAUUAUGUAUGAUUUGAUUAAAAUGACUUAUUAUAAGGAUUGGAGAACAUUUAAAAAACCUAUUAUUAGAACUCAUAUUUCUCUUUAAUUACAUAGUGUAGCAGCUAAUCAUUUAAGAAAUUGUUCAGGUUAUUAAAUAGAUGAAAGUUAAAGUUUACAAUAUAAUUUUACUAGAUAAUGUUUUUGUAAACAAUACUUUUAAUAUAGUGAAUAGAAAUCUAUUACAUUUUGGAAAAGAGAUUUAGAUCAUGAAGCAGAAAAGAAAUAUUUUGCUUUUACUAAUGAAAAAUAAUUUAAAUAAUUUUUAUUUGAUUUAAUUAGAUAUUAUUUUGAAAGAUUUUUAUAAAAUAAAUCAAUAAUGGAAAAUAAUGAAUAAUUUUCUUAUAUUUAUUUCCUAUUUUAAAUAUAAAAGAAACCAACAAAAGCAUUUUAUGAAGCUAUGAAUUUAAAAUUUAAAGUAAAAAAAUUAAAUUAAAAGAGAGCAAUGAUAAUUGAAUAAUUAAUUUAAGAUGCAAAACAUAAUUUUAAUUAAAUGAUUGAAAAAAAAGAUUUAAAAAAUUAAAAAUACAAUUUUAAAUAAGUUUUUGAUUUUGAUUAAAAUCUUGAUACUUCUAAAUAAAACUUUUAAAUUAUACUUACAAAUUAUAAGAAAUGGUAUUAUCAAUUAUUAAAUUAAUAAUUAUAAUUAUAAUCUAUUAUAAAAAAAGGAACUGAAUUAUAAUUAUAAAUUUAAGUCUUAGAAAAAUAAUUAUCCUAAUUAUAUUAAUUAAAUCCUGUUUCAACUGAAUUAGAUACUAUCAUUUAUUUAUUUUAUAAAUACUUAAAUUUUAAUAUAAAAAGACCUAAAACAACAAAAAGAAAUUCUCCAUAUGCUAACUAAUUUGUAUAAUCAAUCAAUUAAUAAGUAUUUUAAAGAGAUUCAUGUAUAAUUUAUAUUUCAUUAAUGAAUUAAAGAGGUUCAAUAUAAAAUUAUACUAAAUCAUUCAAAACUAUUAUUUUAGGUAAUGAUUCAGAUAUUAAAUAUUAAAAUAUAAAACAUUUCAUGCCUGAUUCAAUUGCUCAACAUCAUGAUAUGUAUUUAGAUAAUUUUAUUGAAUUUGGUAGAAUGAAUAUUGUUAUGGCUGAAUAAAGAUUUUUAAUAUUAAAAAAUAAAGAAUCUUUUAUAAUUCCAGUUUAUGCUAAGGUUAGAUUAGAGAAUUAUUCAAAUAGUGAUUUUGGAUCAUCAGCAUUAAUCACUUAAAUAAAUUAAUAGAAUUAUUAUAUAGUAAUAAGUAAAUUUGGAAUGUUGGAAGAAAUAUCAUAAAAUUUUUAUGAAGAUAUUAUAAAGAAAACUUUUAAUUGUCCACCUACUUAAUUGAAGAAUUUAAAUUUUCUUAGAAUGAUGCCAUGUUUAUUAAGAGAUUUAUAGAAACUUGAAUAAACUUAAAAAAAUAAUACUGAAAUUGAUUUUGAAUUUUUAUAAUAGAGUAAAGACAAAAUAAAUUAUGAUAUUAUGAAAGAAGGACAUAUUCUAAUACCUAGAUAAUUUAAUUUAACUGAAUAUAUAUAAUUACUUAAGACUAGUGUAAUUGGUGAUGCUCAAACAUAUUUUAUAUAAGAAUAAUAGAAAUGUCAUCUUUAUUAUUAGAAUGUUUAACAUUAUUAUAUAUUUUAUGUAAAAUAUAAAAUAAGAUUAAUGAAGACUAUAAAUUCAUUACAUAUAAUUUUAGAUAUCUAAAAUCUUAAGAUGAUAAAAUCUGAAUAAUAAUAAAAGGUUUUAAAAUUAGUUUAAAAUCUUUGUAAUAUUGAUGGUUAACCUAUUACAAAAUAAUAAUAAACUCCAAAAAUAAAUUAUUUUAAUUAAGAUUCUGAAUAUAAGGAAAACUUAUAUAAAGAUAAUUUUGAUUUAUUUAGAAAAUCUUAAUCAUCUGAAUUUUUAGAAAAGAAAUAUUGUGAUAUAGAUUAGAAUUUAAUGAUAGAAGAUGAUGUGAUGAUUACUUAAAAAUAAAGAAAUAUUGAAGAUUAUAAUCCAUUUUCAAAAAGAGAAUAAAUAUCAUUAACUUUAGAUUCAAAAUCAAAAGAUAAUCAAUAAUUAUUAUAAAUGGAAUUUGAAAAUUCAAAAUAAUAUUAAAGAUAAAAUAGUUUCUAAUUAGUAUCUAAAAAUCAUAUAGAAGAUAUGGAUAUUUCUAAUAAGAAUUCUAAGGAUUCAAUUGAUUCUAGUUCUGAUCAUAAAAGUAAUAAUUAAAUUGCUAUUCAUUAAAAUGAUGGUGGUAGUUCAAUUGGUAGUUCUUAAUAAUAAUCAGAUUAUCUUAGUAAAAGAAGAAUGAUUAAAGAUGUUUUAUAUUCAGAUCAUCAAUUCUAAAAUAAUACAACCAAAUAAAGUAUAUUAAUCUUAGGAUUACUUUUAUUAAUAAUUGUAUAUGUUCUCAAUCUUGUAUUUAUAAUUAUUACUUAAGAUGUAUUUUAUUCUAUAUAAAUUAGAAAUUAAUUUUGAUUGAAACAAAUAAACAUGUUUCCAAAAAUAUUGAAUGUUCUUUUAAUCUUUUCAUUUUAUCAAAUUAAUAUAAAUAAAUAUUGAAUUAAAAUGAAAUAGAUGUAUCAUGGUAUAAUUAGAUAUAAAAUAUCUCAAUUAAUAAUUACUAAUAAUAUUUAUAAGUCAUAUUGAAUGAAUAAAAUAGUAUAGUAGAGUAAUCAAGUUUUAAUUAAUAAUGUAUAUAUUUUAUAUAUUUAAGAAAACAUAAUAUUUAAACAAAAUAAAUAGACACUAUUAUUGGAUUAAUUAUUCAUAUAUAAAUUGAUAGGUUAAUAAAUGGUUGAUUAUAUUAAAAAUGAUGAAAUUAAUAAUAAUAAUAAUAAUAAUAAUAUAGAAUUUAUAAUUGAUAAUUAUUUGAUAAUUAUUAAUGAAAUGUUAUCAAAAUUUAAUACAUCAAUUACUUAUAACAUUAAUGAAUAAAUUGAUUUUAUUUAUACCGAGCAUUAAUUAACUAUAAUAUUAUCAGAAGUAACAUUAAGUUUAUUAGUAAUUAUAUUAUUACCUGUAUUUUUGGUAAUCAAUAAAUAAAAGAAUACUAUUUUAUAAUUCUUUACUACAUUCCCAUAAUCAGAAUUAUAAUAAUAAUUUGAUGUUUAUUAAAUAUUAUUGGAUAAAUUAGAAGAAUCUAAAUUUGCAUAAUAAGAAACAAAUCAAUAUGAUAUUGAAAGUGUUCACAUUAAGAAGUUUGCCAAAACUAUAAAAGGACUCAAAGAUUCCAAUCAUAAAAAAUAAUAACAUGGAAAAUUGAAAACCAUUAUUGGAUCUAGUAAACUUAUUUAUAUACUAUAUAGAUGCCACUCCUUUAAUAAUAUUUAGUAUCUUUUUAGUAUUACUAUUAUUUUCAAUAGUAUCAGCUUACUUUAUAACUUCAUAUAUGAUUAAAUUUUAAUUUUUAAAUGAAUUUCAAAGUUACUUUUAAUAAAAUACAAUUUAUAGCACUUUAUAAAAUGAAAUUUUAAAAGAAAAUUCCAUCUAAAAUAUUAUUAUAAAUCAUUUGAUUAAUUAAAAAACAAUAGAUAUAAAUGAUAGUACAAGUAAAUUUUUAUUAUAUAAAAUAGUCUUAUAAUUGAUAUAGUAUUAAUAAGAAAAUUAAAAUAUUGCAUUAAUUUAUUAUUCAUAAGAAUUAACAGAUAUAUUAAAUAAUGAUGAAACACAAAUAUUUGAAAUAUUGUCUAAUAACUUUUGUGCCAUCUUUGAUAGUCUAUUAAUAUAGCAUUUAUCUAAUUAAUAAUUUUUAGAGUAUUUCUCUUAUGAAAUUUGUGAAUCAUUUGGUAAUUAAUAAUCUGGAGUUAGUGUUACUUUGGCUAAUUUUAUCAAUCAAAUGAAUUAAUUUUAUGAAACUCUAUCAAUUUUUUAAUGUAUAUAUAUAUAUAUUAAAUUAAUUAGAAUCAAAUUUAGAUCCUUAAAAUUUAAAUUAGGAAGUAUUAUUAUUGUACAAUAAAGAAUUAUAAGAGAUAUUUAUUUAUUUAACAUUUGUUCUUCAAGUAAUAUCUGAUUAUGAAGAUUAUUAAUUAAAAAAUAGUAUUGAUAGUCAUUUUGUGACUUAAAUAAUCAUAUUUGUGGUUGGAGCUACUUUUGUAAGUGUUUUUACUUUUAUAACAGAGAAAUGUUUCAAAAAUUUAAUUUCUAAUUAGAUUAAUUAAUCAAAAUUAUUAUUAACUUUAAUUCCAUUUGAAGUAUUAUAAACAAAUGCUUAUGUGAUGACUUAUGUAUUACAGGAAUCUAAGAAAAUAUAUUUGUGA
Paramecium primaurelia is the source of this 5416-nucleotide messenger RNA. The record is from the annotation of a GenBank genome assembly. Lineage: Eukaryota; Ciliophora; Oligohymenophorea; Peniculida; Parameciidae.